UUCUCUUUGUAAGCCAAAAGAAAAUGGGAAGAUCACCAUGUUGUGAGAAAGUGGGAUUGAAGAAAGGGCCAUGGACUCCUGAAGAAGACCAAAAACUCAUGGAUUACAUAGAAAAAAAUGGAUGUGGUAGCUGGCGUGCUUUGCCAACUAAUGCCGGACUUAAGAGGUGUGGAAAAAGUUGCAGAUUAAGAUGGAUAAAUUAUUUAAGACCUGAUAUUAAGAGAGGAAAAUUCAGUUUGCAAGAAGAACAAACAAUCAUUCAACUCCAUGCCCUUCUUGGUAACAGGUGGUCAGCUAUAGCGACUCAUUUGGCCAACAGAACGGACAAUGAAAUUAAGAAUUACUGGAACACGCACUUGAAAAAGAGAUUAACCAAGAUGGGCAUUGAUCCAAAUACUCAUAAACCAAAAUCCAACAUCUUUGGUUCCGCAAACCUAAGCCACAUGGCUCAGUGGGAAAAGGCUCGUCUAGAAGCUGAAGCUCGGCUUGUUCGCGAAUCCAAAAAACAACAGCAACAACAACAACAAAUUAUUUUGAACAAUAACAACAACAUUAAUAAUUAUAAUAAUAUACACUUUGGUCCUAAUAAUUUCACUACUACUACUACAAAUGUUUUACUACCCCUUCAAACAAAACUACCCUCACCACCUUGUCUUGAUGUGCUAAAAGCAUGGCAAGGAGGGGCAAAUUGGUCAAUUAUGCCAAAAAUUACCAAAGAUAAUUUUUUCGAUAAUUCUCCAACAUCCACCUCAAAUUUAUCGUUAAUUAUGGUACCAAAUAAUAAUAAUAUUUCAGGAGCUGGAUUAAUCGACAAUUCAUGUUUGAUUGGUGCUGGAAGUUUCAUGGAGAAUAAUACUAAUGGUAUUUCAUAUUCUAAUUAUCCAAGUUUGAAUACUCUUCAAGGGUUUACACAUUUGGAAAAUGUUCUUGGAAGUUGCGAAGAAGAAGACAACAACAACAACGACAACAAUUAUUGGAAUACUAUACUAAAAUCUUGUACUUCAUUUGUUGAUGGUUCAUCAGUAUUUUAA
Solanum verrucosum is the source of this 1031-nucleotide messenger RNA. RefSeq names its product transcription factor MYB106-like. The record is from RefSeq and is a predicted model, not a curated record. The coding region runs from base 24 to 1031 and encodes 335 amino acids. The transcript is spliced from 3 exons. Lineage: Eukaryota; Viridiplantae; Streptophyta; Magnoliopsida; Solanales; Solanaceae.